This is a messenger RNA of Mercenaria mercenaria, 1802 nucleotides long. RefSeq names its product mediator of RNA polymerase II transcription subunit 10-like. Gene Ontology annotation, molecular function: transcription coregulator activity. The record is from RefSeq and is a predicted model, not a curated record. Gene Ontology annotation, biological process: positive regulation of transcription by RNA polymerase II. The transcript is spliced from 4 exons. Lineage: Eukaryota; Metazoa; Mollusca; Bivalvia; Venerida; Veneridae. Gene Ontology annotation, cellular component: mediator complex; chromatin. Bases 56 to 460 code for a protein of 134 amino acids.
UUUCGCCUCUACUAAAUGUGCCACUUCAUACAUUAAAAAGAGGAAAAGCUAAGUCAUGGCAGAUAGGUUUGAAAACCUUGAGGAGCAGUUAGAAAGAUUUAUUGAGAACACUAGACAGCUUGGAAUUAUCGUCAGUGAUUUUCAGCCUCAAGGACAAAAUGCUCUCAACCAGAAAUUACAGACAAUGGUGCAAGGGUUGCAGGAAAUAGAUAAGAUGAAAUCACAGAUGCAAGAUGUACAUGUACCUCUAGAAGUUUUUGAAUAUAUAGAUCAGGGCAAAAAUCCCAACUUGUACACUAAACAUUGUCUUGAGAAGGCACUGGGAAAAAAUGAACAAGUGAAGGGAAAAAUUGAUGCUUUUAAGAAAUUUAAGGCUUUGUUGGUUCUAGAGCUGAGUGAAGUUUUUCCUAAAGAGAUGGCCAACUAUCGAGCAAUGCGUGGUGAUGAUCGUCCCACUUGAGAUGCUUGUUCUACAGUUUUGUGGCCAGUGCAAUAAAAUCACCAGUGACUGGGUCCAGAUUGCUUGAAAACUUUAUCCACUUGUUAAGCAGUCAACUAUUACAGUUUAUGGCUAGAUUUAAAAAAUGUUUUCAAAACAUGUUAUGUAUACUUUAGUAUGUAUUUAUCUAUACAGGACAGUAAAGUUCUACUUGUUUUCAUUUGAAUUUUUCUCAUUUCCCUCCAUUUUCUGGGUGAGCUGUUUUACAAAGUUGUCUUAUGGCUAGGUUAUCAGGUGGAUAAAGUUUAGAGAAACCACUUCCUGAAGAAGUGCAUACACUGUUGAAUAAGAUCUGCAAAAGUUUCAGGAACAAGAGUGCUACCUAUAAUGUGUGUUUUAUUGGACACAAUGUUAUUGAUAAAACUGUGGAAUUGUGUUAAUAUUGCUUCAGAUCAUACAGCAGGGAAAACUUACUUUGGAACAUUUUAUGUGAAAUUAGGUGUUAAAGUUAUAUGGAGGAUCCUUUCGUGUUGCACAAUAUUUUCACACGAGUUGGCAUAAAAACCUCUUUUCAGUUCACAUCCUAUGAUAUCCUAAGACUUUACAAACAAGUAUUAUCUAUACAAAUAUGAAAUAAAUGAAAAUAUCAGUUAUAGAAAAUAUACAGAGCUAGGUUACAGUUUUUUUUUAUGUCUCGUUUGAUGCUUUCCUCCUUUGUACGAUUACAAAAAUUUAUAUACAGACAUUGAUUACCAUAGCUUUGGAAACUUCUUUGAUGGUUUUGUUUUCAUUAUUGUAGGCGAACAGUGCUAUGGGUGAAUUUAAGACAGGCAUGACUAUUAACUGGCAUUCUGCGUUACCACUGGUGAUUCCUUAAUUAACUGUGAAUAAGCUUGCAAACUAUCAAGUAAUACAAGCAACACAGAAAGUGCCUAAUUAGCGGUAGGACUUACUGUAAUAAAUAAAAUCUGUUUUAAAGAUCUUUUGGAAGCAUAGGAACGCAACAAAGCAACAUGAUAGCAGACUCGGUUGGAUUGAAUCUGUUCAUGAGAGGUAAUGAAUUGUGCAACAACCCUCAACCUUAAAACAACAAAAAAAAUUUUUUUGGUAUAAUUACAGUAUUUCUAGGUUCAGAAUUUACUGUUUAAUGGUGACAAUUUUGGAGUUUGUUAUUUUUCUGUUUUUGACAGUUACAGAACUAGCGCAGGUUUUUAUUGUAUUCCUGUAGAUACACAGAAAGAGAAAUUUUUCAGUUGUGUAUUCCUUUAUCUACUGUUAACAAACUUCUCACUUGUUUUUCAUUCUUUUCAUCUUAUACACUUUGUCAGCAUGAAAGUAUUGAAAAAUAAACUUGUAAACUGCU